This is a messenger RNA of Cantharellus anzutake, 1260 nucleotides long. RefSeq lists its product as uncharacterized. NCBI's taxonomy places the organism in Eukaryota, Fungi, Basidiomycota, Agaricomycetes, Cantharellales, Hydnaceae. The record is from RefSeq and is a predicted model, not a curated record. The coding region runs from base 1 to 1260 and encodes 419 amino acids. The transcript is spliced from 6 exons.
AUGAAUACAAAAUGCGUUGCCUCGGAUGCGGAUGUUUCCCCCUCCAAAAAAUCGAAGGCCCUUGCUGCUAAGCCGUCCACUGAUGCUACCACUGUGUCUCUCUCUGGUUUGUGUAGAUUGCCUGCUUUCGUUCCACUGCUAGAUUCAAUGCUGGAAAGCGGUGAUGAUGUUGAGGAUGAGCUGCAUGCCCAUGAUGAAGAGGAUGUUUUCGUCCAGUCAGUUGUUAACACGCUUGAAAUUAAUGCUGGAAUGACUGACAACGCCUCAGCAGAAGAUUGUUUCAUCGAAGCGUCAGAGGAAAUGAGGGAAGAUGUCCUCCAGCGUGGUGAAGUGUAUAUUCCUGAAUGGUUGAAGGCUUCGCAAUCCAUCAAAACUCGGCUUACCUUCACCCCUUGGGACAGUAUCUCAGACAAGGAGGACGUUGUGGACAGCGACGACGAGCUGUUUCUUGACCAUGAUACCUACAGUGCGAAAUUAUGGGAGCGACUAUACAGGAUGUCGGUGAUUGAUGACUCAGAGGAUGAAGGUUUCAUCUUGGUUGGGAAAUUCACGUGGGACGACACCAGAUUCUCUUUCAAUUCUGAUAACAUUUUUGCUUACAAGCAUGCUGUUGGCAAGGUCAAGGCGAAUGACCAUGUUCGAAUCUGGAUUAUUGGGUCCAUUAAACAGGCUUGCCAAUGGAAGUCCAAUCUGUCCAUGGGGAUCGUUCCCUUCAUUCGUUGCUGUUGGGCAAACGCUAAGGCUGCAAUUCUUAACCAUUCUGAAGGCAAACCGUCCUUUCAUUUCUUGCCUUGUCUCUUUUAUGUUUUGAAACUGCCUUUGGUAGAGGGAGUAAAGUCACCCUGCAUCGCGAGUGAUCAUAUUCCUUUGGCUGUGUUUACACCUAAGGGCUCCUUCGAUUGCAUCUUUGAUGCUUCCCACCUGUUCUCUCCUCAAUUCAAGAAGAAUAAGCGUUUCAAUGGAGAACUGUUGCCCAGUCACAUCAUUCUGGCCGAUUGUUUCCUGCAACGUUUUUCUGAGAAGGAAACGAGUUUGAAGAAGGCAGCAUUCAAGAUUUCCUCCAUUGGUGUCUUCGGUCAAGGUGAUGUUCCGCUCGCAAGUUCGUCCACUGUGGGUACUUCCCCUUCAAAGAAAAAAUUCUGUAUGUCAUUCAUCAUUGGUGUCUCAGUAUGGUGUGUGGAGAAUAAUAUCCUUUGCAGAGUUUCUUCCUCUUCUCUGCUUUGUACUUUCUUGGAUGUUUUCUCUUCCAUGUGCCAAUGA